Molecule: messenger RNA, 1251 nt
Organism: Phaeodactylum tricornutum CCAP 1055/1
Lineage: Eukaryota; Bacillariophyta; Bacillariophyceae; Surirellales; Neidiaceae
Exons: 2
Coding region: 1-1251 (416 amino acids)
Cellular component (GO): cytoplasm
Molecular function (GO): glutamine synthetase activity
Source: RefSeq, a predicted model, not a curated record
AUGAAAUUAAACAUUGCUGCUAUUGCGCUAUUUGCUGCAUCGGCUUCGGCCUUUGCUCCUCGAUUUGCGUCGCCUCGCUCCCACGCUACCGUACUGUCCGCGGUCCUCGAAGAACGAACGGGGCAGUCUCAGCUCGACCCUGCCGUCAUCGAGCGAUACGCUGCGCUUCCCUACCCGGAUGAUACCGUUCUUGCCGAAUAUGUAUGGGUCGAUGCCGUGGGUAACACGCGCUCCAAGACACGCACGCUUCCUGCCAAGAAGGCUGCAUCUGUCGAGGCUCUUCCCAAGUGGAACUUUGAUGGCUCUUCGACGGACCAGGCUCCCGGAGACGACUCGGAAGUUAUUCUACGUCCUUGCCGUAUCUUCAAAGAUCCUUUCCGACCUCGUAACGAUGGUCUCGACAAUGUUCUCGUCAUGUGCGAUUGCUACACACCGAACGGCGAAGCAAUUCCCACGAACCACCGUGCCAAGGCUAUGGAAUCUUUUGAAUCCAGGGAAGACGAAGAGAUCUGGUUCGGGCUCGAACAGGAAUUUACGCUGUUCAACUUGGACAAGCGUACCCCUCUCGGCUGGCCAGAAGGCGGCAUGCCCAAUCGCCCUCAAGGACCUUACUAUUGUAGUGUUGGACCCGAAAAUAACUUCGGACGUCACAUUACGGAAUCCAUGUACCGGGCUUGUCUCUACGCAGGCAUCAACAUUUCGGGAACGAAUGGAGAAGUCAUGCCCGGACAACAGGAAUACCAGGUUGGACCCUGCGUGGGAAUUGACGCAGGGGAUCAGCUCAUGAUGAGCCGAUACAUUCUUCAGCGUGUCUGCGAGGAUUUCCAGGUAUAUUGUACACUCCAUCCCAAGCCCAUCGUUGACGGUGACUGGAACGGCGCCGGCAUGCACACCAAUGUUUCUACUAAAUCCAUGCGCGAGGAAGGUGGCCUUGAAGUUAUCAAAAAGGCGAUUUACAAGUUGGGGGCCAAGCACCUUGAGCACAUCGCUGUGUACGGUGAAGGUAACGAACUUCGCCUGACAGGCAAGCACGAAACGGCCAGCAUGGACAAGUUUUGCUACGGUGUUGCCAACCGUGGAGCGUCCAUUCGAAUUGGUCGCGACACCGAAGCCGAGGGGAAGGGAUACUUCGAGGAUCGUCGUCCGUCAUCUAACGCCGAUCCUUACAUUGUUACGGGAAAGAUCAUGAAUACAAUUAUGGAAGAUGUGGAAGUCCCCGAUAUUGCUCCAAUGGACAAGGCCGUGGCCUAA